Messenger RNA from Dreissena polymorpha, 2020 nucleotides. RefSeq names its product beta-1,3-galactosyltransferase 5-like. The record is from RefSeq and is a predicted model, not a curated record. The transcript is spliced from 3 exons. Lineage: Eukaryota; Metazoa; Mollusca; Bivalvia; Myida; Dreissenidae. Gene Ontology annotation, molecular function: hexosyltransferase activity. Gene Ontology annotation, cellular component: membrane. Bases 454 to 1518 code for a protein of 354 amino acids.
AUUGCCAACGAAAGGAAACACAAAAAUGGCGGUUGAAAUGUUUACUGGAUUUAUUGCGCGCAUUUAGUUCAGAAGAAAGAAUGCGUUUCGUGAUUUCAUGUGUUUUUCAUCAUUUACUCUUACGAUUCUUUUGUUUUAUAAAUACUCGCACAGCAACAUCCAUUGUUUUACUUAGGUUCCAUACCAACAUCCAAUCAUUUAAGUUCCAAAUGGUUUCUACUGCAAGGUGUUUAUUUUGCGCUUCGGGUUAAAAUAAAUAAUGGAAGUGUCGAAUUAGAUAUCUGUAGGAAUUAUUGGAUGUAAUUACUUUUAUUUGCCGAUGGUUAACCUCUGUUAUCUUUGACGAAAGCCAGACGGGCUUAUAAGCUACACACAGAGAAAUUAUUUGUGUACACAGACGUGAAUAAUUGCUGUUACGGAGGGUUCGUUGGUCUGACAACAAUAUCUUUAACGAUGAAGACGGACGUUGUGUAUUUGGUCGUUAUAUUCUGCGCAUGCGCCUGUGUCAACAUCCUGCUGUUUGUCGUUCAUGUGAUCCCAGAACGGAGCUUUACUGUACGGCGUUUAGUGUUUCCUAACGCAACUGCUAUUUUACCAUUACAAUCGACCACACCUGAAUCCUUGGCGCGCCGGAAGUCACACAAUGCACCGCCUUUUGAUGAUCAUUCCCAAAACAACCGUGUAUUCCGGUUUAUCAUAAACCCUCAUAGCGCAUGCGUCAGAAAUGAUUCGAUACGAUGGGCCAUGGUAACCAUAGUCGUCAGUAGCUCCAUGUAUACCGAGCGGCGACAGGCUAUUCGUAAUACGUGGGGUGCAAAUGGAAAAGCCUCAAAUUCAAAGCUGUUCUUCCUGUUGGGUACAUCCAUAAGCGGAAACAACGAUAUUGCAAAAGAAUUCGAGCUUUAUCAAGACAUUAUACAAGUGGAUAUAUUAGACAGGUACCAAAACCUGACUUACAAGUCGGUUGCAAUGCUUCAGUGGUUCAACGAUUAUUGUUCAAACGCUCAAGUGUACAUGAAAGCGGAUGACGACGUCUAUGUAAACACGGAUAAUGUUUUUACAAAACUGAUCUCUCUGGCGAACACAAGUAGAUUUUUCUUAUGUCACGUGUUUCGCAACGCACCUCCAAAUCGUGACCUAAGAUCGAAAUGGUACACGUCAGAAACCGAAUAUGAUAAGCCUUAUUUUCCAACGUACUGCUCGGGCAUUGCGUACAUCAUGCAUGGAACUAUUUUACAAGACCUAUAUUCAUCCGCGCGGAUAGCAAAAUACCUAACUAUGGAAGACGUUUUCAUUACCGGAAUUUCUGCGCGUGACUUGAAAGUAACGCACAUUCAUGACGAAAACAUCUGGUGGACAACGGCGCCACCUAACGGCUGUGCCUUUCAGAAGUUGCUAGUCGCUCAUUACAUGACGCCAAACGACAUGUUUGUGGUGUUUUCCCAACUCCAGAGUAAUGAGGUCAACUGUACGACGAACGUGAAUAAAUAUCUGAAAAUAGUUGAAGACAUGACCUGAUUAACAAAUGUGCAAAAUUGUCGACACGUCUAGUCUGGUCAUGUAAGGGUUGGAUACGGUUUUCUGUGAUACUCAACAUCGAAUACCUUGUAUUGUUUUUGUCUUAAAAACACCAUUUAUUGAAAUUUCUCAGCAGGUAUUAUAUUGCACUAUGUUUCCUGUAGGAUUAUUUCUUUACUUUUUUCUCUUUCACUGUCUUGUAUAACGUGUUAUAGGGUUAUGCAUGCAUUUAAAUAAUCUGUGUUAGCUCACCUGAAUAUAAUGUUUCAUGGUGGCCUUUUGUGCUCGCCCUUUGUCUUUGUCGUUCGUAUUUAACAUUUUAAUUUGUAAACAAUUUAGAGGCCACAUUACACUAAACACAUAACAGACUCUUACGCAUACAUACACCAUUCUAUAGAGCGCAUACCAUUCAUGUUAAAUACAAAUACAGCGUAUUUUAAUUUUUCAAUUCAUUCUCUUAUGUAAAUGCAAUACACCAUUGUUCAAUAAAAGUUCAAAAGGU